Messenger RNA from Cyphellophora attinorum, 768 nucleotides. RefSeq names its product GTP:AMP phosphotransferase, mitochondrial. Gene Ontology annotation, biological process: nucleobase-containing compound metabolic process. Gene Ontology annotation, molecular function: AMP kinase activity; ATP binding. NCBI's taxonomy places the organism in Eukaryota, Fungi, Ascomycota, Eurotiomycetes, Chaetothyriales, Cyphellophoraceae. The coding region runs from base 1 to 768 and encodes 255 amino acids. Gene Ontology annotation, cellular component: mitochondrion; cytoplasm. The transcript is spliced from 2 exons. The record is from RefSeq and is a predicted model, not a curated record.
AUGGCUGCAAGAAAGCUGCGUGAAGCUGCACGAAUAAUCUUGGUCGGCGCACCUGGUGUUGGGAAGGGAACGCAAUCAGAACGACUUAUACAAAGAUACCCGCAGCUCAGCUCUAUUGCGACGGGUGACCUGCUUCGGCAGCAUGUGAAGGAUAAGACAGAACUAGGCCGACAAGCGGACUCGUAUAUGAAGCAGGGCGGUCUCGUGCCAGAUCCAUUGAUCCUCAACUUGAUCCUAUCGGAGCUCACCACGCGUAAGUGGCUCAAGACCAACCGACCGAAUGAAGAAGUGGUAGCAGCCAUUGAGCGCGGAAACGGCUCUGCGUCAUCCGCAGUACAACCCGACAGCAGUCCAGACUGCUCGUUCCUCCUCGAUGGCUUUCCUCGAACGGCAACUCAAGCGCAGGCACUAUCACACUUACUUCCGAUGAACCUCGUCAUACAUCUCGUCACGCCCGUUGACAUCAUCCUGGGAAGAAUGGCAAACCGGUGGAUACAUGCGCCAUCCGGCCGAGUAUACAACGUAGGCUUCAACGAUCCGAAGGUCCCUGGCAAAGACGACGUGACUGGCGAGGCAUUGUCACAGAGAGAAGAUGACAGUGAAGACACCUGGAGGAAACGGUUGACCAAAUUCGACGAGACCAGUACAGGUCUGCUGAACUUCUACCGAGAAAGUGGUCCCGGACUUGUGGUGACAGUGAAGGGAGAUUCCAGCGACGAGAUCUCGCCACAAAUAUACCGAGAAAUCGAGCAAAGGUUUGGGGCUUGA